UUCAAACGUUACAGUAAAAAUAGGAUAUUCGCUGGUUGCAGUUUGUGUGCUUAACGAUAAAAAUAAACAACUCGACGAGGACAGAACACGUUACUCGGUUGGCACCGCACCGACAGCUGACCCAAGAACCCCAAAAUGCCCCUCUGCUAAUCGAUGCCCGUCCUUGCUCUGUUGUCGGCGGAUUUACAAACGACGGCUAGCUGGAUGCUAACGUUAGCACGCUAGCCUGCCAAGAAGAGCACAUAGCAACUGCCGCUCGCUAACGUCAUUGGACUGGGACUCUGAAGACUGCAGCAAUGUUCGUGCAGGAGGAGAAAAUAUUUGCCGGGAAAGUGUUGAAAAUACACAUAUGCACUAUGGACGGCACGGAAUGGUUGGAAGAGGUCACGGAAGACACCACUGUUGAGAAACUAAAGGAGAAGUGCUUGAAACAUUAUGUACAUGGAAGUCUAGAAGACCCCAAAACACUUACCCAUCAUAAACUUAUACAUGCUGCUACAGAAAGAGUCCUCACCGACACUAAAACUGUUGCUGAUGAAAAUCUCAAAGAUAAAGAUGUUUUGCUUCUUAUAAAGAAAAGACCGCCGCCAACUCCUCCAAAGAUGGCAGAUGUUAGUUCAGAAGAAAAGAAGAAACAAGAUAACAAAGCUCCAGACAAAGAUGCUAUCCUAAAAGCUACAGCCAACCUGUCCACACGACACACUGACCGCACCGUUACGCAACACAACAUCAGAGAUUUUCAAACAGAGCUUAGAAAAAUCCUGGUUUCUCUUAUUGAAGUCGCUCAGAAGCUUCUUGCCUUGAACCCUGAUGCUGUUGAACUCUUCAAAAAGGCCAACGCAAUGUUGGAUGAAGAUGAUGAAGACCGAGUGGAUGAAACAGCCCUACAGCAGCUUACUGAGAUGGGUUUCCCUGAAAGCAGAGCAAUCAAAGCUCUGAGAUUGAGCCACAUGUCAGUAACCCAGGCUAUGGAGUGGCUGAUCGAGCAUGUGGAUGACCCCUCCGUAGACACGCCGCUACCAGGACAAGACUGUUCUGGGGCAGCGGGAGCAUCAGCAGCUGCCUCACCAGGCCCUUCAGCUUCAGCUUCAGCUUCAGCCUCAGGUUCAGCCUCCAGCUCGAACCUCCACCGCAGCCUCUCCAGCCAGUCGAGCACAGACGAGAGCAGCAGGCAAGAUGAACUCACAGAGAUCUUCAAGAGGAUCCGCAGGAAAAGGGAGUUCAGACCAGAUUCGAGGGCUGUCAUUGCAUUGAUGGAGAUGGGCUUUGAUGAAAAGGAGGUGAUUGAUGCUCUAAGGGUCAACAACAACCAACAGGAUGCUGCGUGUGAAUGGUUGCUAGGAGACAGGAAACCUUCUCCGGAAGAUCUGGACAAAGGCAUUGACACCAACAGCCCUCUGUUCCAAGCCAUCCUGGAAAACCCAGUGGUCCAGCUGGGUCUUACCAAUCCCAAGACUCUGCUAGCUUUUGAAGACAUGUUGGAGAAUCCACUAAACAGCACCCAGUGGAUGAACGACCCUGAGACUGGCCCUGUCAUGCUCCAAAUAUCCAGAAUCUUCCAGACCCUCAAUCGCACAUAGAGCCCUCUGGUGAACCCACCCCCUUGCGUGAUUGUGACGGCUUGUAUGUGUGUGGAUGAUUAUAUUGGGAUACUGGGAUAUGUGUGUGUGGCAGAGACAUGAAUAUAGGGUUUUUUCUUUUUUAUUUUUCCUCCUAAAUACAAAGCCAGAGGAGUCAAAAGAAUGAAUUCAGAUGUUACACUAUUUAUAAGAGUACAGUAAAAACACUUAAAUAAAAAAAACAAUGUUAUCGUUAUUAUUACAGUAAUAAUAUAAAUUGACAUUUAAUAUGUUUUUACAUUUAAAUGAUAACAAUUUAUAAGUAUGACAGAUGUGAUUUAUUUUAUAUAAUUUCUCCAUGUGCAGAAAUGACAUUAGACAUUGAUUUAAUGUUUACACUUCAAAGAAAACUGUUUUUGUAUGAUUUACUAUGUUUAAAUAUUAAUUACAAUAUUGUCUGUCUCUUUAAAUUGUUACACUUCAUCAGUAGUGAAUGUGUGGAAGAUUUCUGUCACUUUCAUAUUUUGGGUUUCUUCUUGUUUCCAUCAAAGGAGCAACUUAUUAACAGGAGUUAAGUAUUGGUUGAGCUCUGAAAAUGAGCUUUCAGACAUGUUACCUCUCUCCGUUCACACCAGUGAGGUCACUGUAAGUCACCCACCUCUCAUUUCAAAGAAGAGAACAGCCGUCAUCUUUAAACAUAUUUCAUUUUCUUGCCUUUUAGAGGGACUUUAAACUCCAAGCUGUUUGUCUCAGUCAUCAUUUUACAAGAAAAUGUUUUAUUAGGCCUGUGUGUGUAUUGUCAAUGUGCUCUUGAAUGUCAUAUUAUUAUUAAGCACUUGUUCACCUCUAUUAAUACUGCUCACUGCAGCACUGAGGAAGGACAAAGAAGGGUCUAUAUUCUGUUGGAAAAGGCUGUAGGAGAGUGUUUAAUGAAACUGAUCCUAAUAUAAAGGGUUUGCCUUUUUUGAAUUUGAAUGAUUGAUGCUCCCUUCAUGUUGCUGAGGUGUAAGCAUCUGUAUACACACAAAGAAAUAACAGAAGCUGAGAUACAAGUAUAGCCGAACCAAAAUGUCACUGUAUUCCUGCCUUGUCGUUAUAUACCCAGUAAAAAAGAAAAAAAAAGUAACAUUUCUGUGCAAUAGCCAGGACUUAUGUUGACCUGUAAAGACAUAUAUCUGAUCUGCGUGUUAGAGAUGUUUGAACUGAAAUGGGUAGUUUAUUAUACAUUAUUAGCCUUUUACAUUGAGUCUCUGACUGCAAGAUGGGAAACUUUGCCUCUACUAGUUGUACCAAGAUUUAAAAACAAUAUGGAGGGUGGUGUGUUUUGCCAAGCUUUUGAGUGUUUUUAUUCAAUAUUUAAAAUGUAGUAUUAUUGUGACUUUCUGCUCAGGGAGGCUGAGAUUGUUUUUUUCUUAACCUGUUGUCACAGCAAACCCCUGUUCAGCUCAUUUGAAAACGGCUUUAACUAAACUGUGUAGAACUUUGCUUAUGAAGAAGAGCACCACGAGAAGAUAUGGUUUCGUAAAUGCAAUAUUUGAAAAUAUUUAAAUGUUUUUAGAAAGAAGUGUUCGAACUAUGUCUUAUUGUAUUAUUUAUAUUGAAAGCCAAACUAGUAACUUGAUCUUAUUUAUAACAUUUUUAGCAAACCUUGAAGCUGAUCUUCAAAUGUGAAAAAAAGUAAAUGCUUCAAAUGUUGUUUUUACAAACCAUUAUAAAGUUUUGCUUAUUAGAUCAUGGACUUGGUGGGUUACAUUGGGAUGUUAAAUGGUGCGAUGUGUUUGAACAAGGAAGGAGUUCGAAACAUCUCUGGAAGCCUCGCUGCACUUCAGUGGACCUUCAUCGUAAUAUUGUGAAUCAAACUUUGGGAGGUUGGACACUCAAUGGAAAACACCCACCGGAAAUGCAGAAUUCUUUCAAAACAGCCAGCAGGAACUGAAAGUCACAGAUUAUUUUCACUCUGCUGUCAUGCAGGACUAUCCCAGAUCAACAACCUAUGCAAUAUACUCACCGUUUGUUCAAACGGCCCCAUGGGCUACUGGCAUCAAAAUCACUCUCACAUUAAAGUUAUUUUUUGUCGCUGUG
Messenger RNA from Melanotaenia boesemani (Boeseman's rainbowfish), 3641 nucleotides. RefSeq names its product UBA domain containing 1 (gene ubac1). The transcript is spliced from 10 exons. The coding region runs from base 297 to 1580 and encodes 427 amino acids. The record is from RefSeq and is a predicted model, not a curated record. NCBI's taxonomy places the organism in Eukaryota, Metazoa, Chordata, Actinopteri, Atheriniformes, Melanotaeniidae. Gene Ontology annotation, molecular function: protein binding.